AUGGAUGUGAGGGUAGCCCACUGCCUGCUCCUUUGGGCUGUGCACUUCUUCCCAGCCACGCCGCGCACUGCUCUCAGGGUUGUCAGUAAGGAAUCGAAGAUUGGUAAUCAGCAAGGUGGGUGUAUAAAUCUUAUACCCUGCAAAGAUAACGGAGCUAUUUGUAUUCAGCCUUGUUCUCCCCCCUUCCAUGGGGAGACAAGCUUUGUCUGCGAAAACAGAAAGUGGCAAAUGUUCACAGAUGCUUGUGCUAGCCUGGAUGUUCAGUCCCUUUUUCAGAGGAUUUCUGAACGCGAACUUGUUCCAAGCUCUGGAGGACAUGUUAGUGUUGCUGGAGGACACCUUCCUUUUGUAGGGGAAGGAAAGCCAGACCGUGGGAAGCCUGGAGAUGGAGCAAAAUAUUUUGGUGCUGAUGACUAUGGGGAUAGUAACUGCCAAGCUGAUUUUUCAUGCAUCAUCCCAGAUAUCCUGUCUUCACCAGCCAUUCCAGGAAACAUUGCUGAUAUAGUGGAGUUGCUAAAGAAGAUUUCCCUGCUGUUUUUGGAGAACGUCAAUAGAGGAAAAAUGCAGAGUUACAGCAGGAUAGCAAACCAUAUUCUAAACAGCUCCAUCAUUUCCAACUGGGCUUUUGUAAGGGACAGAAAUGCCAGUUCGAUAUUACUGGACUCGGUGAAUUUAUUUGCUGGGAAACUUCUUCUAAGGAAUGGGUCAGAAAGUAUACAGGAACACUUCAUCUCUACAAAAGGCUACAGCAUACAUAAAAAUAGUUCAGGGAAGAGCUUUGAUUUUUCUAUGGCAUUCAGUAACACAGGCAAUAUCACUGGGCACAUGGUCAUUCCAGAAGAAGAACUUUUGAAGUUACCCAAGACUUCCAAAGCCAUCAGCGUUGCAUUUCCAACGCUUGGAGCCAUUAUAGAAACCAGCCGGUUGGACCCUGGCUUGGUGAAUGGAAUGGUCUUGUCUGUGUCUCUGCCAGAAGAGCUCCGGCAUAUUUUGCUCACCUUCGAAAAGGUGAAUAAACUGGAGAACGUCAAGGCUCAGUGUGUUGCGUGGCACUCUGCUGAAAGGAGGUGGGAUAGCAGGGCAUGCACAGUGAAGUCUGACAACAUCAGCAGCGUUGUUUGCAUCUGCAGGCAUCACCGUCGGACGUUCAAAUCCUUUUCCAUUUUGAUGUCCCCCACCACGCUGCGAAAUGCAGUGCUGGAUUACAUUACUCGNGUAGGGUUAGGCCUUUCCAUUUUCAGCUUGGUUCUCUGCCUUAUCAUCGAGACUGUUGUCUGGCAUCAUGUUACAAAAACUGAAAUAACCUACAUGCGCCACUUUUGUUUGGUUAACAUCGCUACAUCCCUUCUCAUUGCUGAUGUUCUGUUCAUUUUGGCAGCUGUCAUGCACAAUACAGCCCUAAACUACCAGUUGUGUGUAGCAGCCACUUUUUUCCUUCACUUUUUCUAUCUUGCCUUGUUUUUUUGGAUGUUUACCCUGGGCCUCUUGAUUCUCUAUGGAUUAUUGUUAAUUUUUUUUAAGAUAACAAGAUCUGUAUUAAUAGCUACAGCAUUCUCUAUUGGCUAUGGAUGUCCCUUGGUCAUAUCUAUCCUCACUGUUGCCAUUACUCAACCAAAAAAUGGGUAUUUAAGGAGCGGUGCCUGCUGGCUCAACUGGUAUGAGACGAAAGCCCUUUUGGCCUUUGUUGUCCCUGCUCUGAGCAUCAUUGUUGUGAAUGUGGUGGUGGUGGUGGUGGUUGUGGUGCAGACUGGAAGAUCCUCUGUUGGAGAAGGCUGCAAGUCACAAGAUUUGAGCAACAUGAUCCGAAUUAGCAAAAACGUGGCCCUUCUGACGCCUCUCCUGGGUCUCACCUGGGGGUUUGGAUUGGCAACGAUCGUUGACAGCCGCUCUCUGGCAUUCCACAUUACAUUUGCGCUACUGAACGCCUUCCAGGUAAAAUCUGCGAGGCAGGGAAUGCUGUGUGCUCAGACUUUGCUGAACUUGGGAAAAGGUAGUAGACCUAAAAGGGGCUGGCAGCUUGAGCUGUGA
This is a messenger RNA of Egretta garzetta (little egret), 2028 nucleotides long. Its product is annotated as adhesion G-protein coupled receptor F2. Gene Ontology annotation, molecular function: G protein-coupled receptor activity. Gene Ontology annotation, cellular component: membrane. The coding region runs from base 1 to 2028 and encodes 675 amino acids. The record is from RefSeq and is a predicted model, not a curated record. The transcript has 6 exons. Gene Ontology annotation, biological process: cell surface receptor signaling pathway; G protein-coupled receptor signaling pathway. Lineage: Eukaryota; Metazoa; Chordata; Aves; Pelecaniformes; Ardeidae.